AUGGCGGGAACGGGGAAAGGACGGGCAAUUGGGAUCGAUUUGGGUACAACAUGUUCGUGUGUGGCGGCGUGGAAGGAUGACGGCAUUGAGAUUAUACCAAACGAUCAGGGCAACCGCACCACCCCUUCUUACGUAGCUUUCACUGACGCCGAGCGUCUCAUCGGCGACGCUGCUAAAAAUCAAAUUGGCAAUAAUCCCAUCAACACUAUUUUAGAUGCAAAGAGGUUGAUUGGUCGCAAAUUCAGUGACCCAACUGUUCAGAGUGAUAUGAUGUUUUGGCCCUUCAAGGUCAUUCCUGGUGCUGACGACAAGCCUAUGAUUGUGGUAACGUACAAAGAGGAGGAGAAACGGUUUUCAGCUGAGGAGAUUUCUUCAAUGGUACUUUCCAAGAUGAAGGCUGUUGCUGAGGCAUAUCUUGGAUCGCCUGUCACGGAUGCUGUCGUCACUGUGCCUGCUUAUUUCAACGACUCACAGCGUCAGGCCACCAAGGAUGCUGGAACCAUUGCCGGCCUUAAUGUUAUGAGGAUCAUCAAUGAGCCUACUGCUGCAGCCAUUGCAUACGGGCUCGAUAAUGGGGGUAGUAGCUCUGUGGCAAAGAAUGUUCUCAUUUUUGACCUUGGUGGUGGCACGUUUGAUGUGACUGUGGCUACGAUUAAGGGUGAUGCCAUUGAAGUGAAGGCUACAGCCGGUGAUACUCAUCUUGGAGGGCAGGACAUGGAUAACAAGCUGGUGAAGCACAUCAUAAAAGAGUUCAAGAACAAAACGGGUAAAGAUAUGAGUGGGAAUCUAAAAGCUGUAAGAAGACUGAGGACGGCUUGUGAAAGGGCAAAGAGGGUUCUUUCCUCUGAUUUGGAAGCUGACAUUGAGUCAUUUUUUGAGGGAAUUGAUCUUUUGUCUACUGUUACUCGUGCUAAAUUCGAAGACCUUAACAUGGAUUUAUUCAUCAAGUGCAUGGAUCUUGUUGAGAGUUGCCUGAAUGAUGCAAAGAUUGAGAAGAGAAGCGUGGAUGAUGUUGUGCUGGUGGGUGGAUCGAGUAGAAUUCCCAAGGUGCAGCAGAUGUUGCGGGAGUUGUUUGGUGCGAAAGAGGUAUGCAAGAGCAUAAAUCCAGACGAAGCUGUGGGAUGUGAUCAGGUCCAUAACUGA
Molecule: messenger RNA, 1143 nt
Organism: Salvia hispanica
Lineage: Eukaryota; Viridiplantae; Streptophyta; Magnoliopsida; Lamiales; Lamiaceae
Product: heat shock cognate 70 kDa protein-like
Molecular function (GO): ATP binding; ATP-dependent protein folding chaperone
Source: RefSeq, a predicted model, not a curated record